Molecule: messenger RNA, 915 nt
Organism: Nicotiana attenuata
Lineage: Eukaryota; Viridiplantae; Streptophyta; Magnoliopsida; Solanales; Solanaceae
Exons: 2
Coding region: 307-621 (104 amino acids)
Biological process (GO): proteolysis
Molecular function (GO): cysteine-type peptidase activity
Source: RefSeq, a predicted model, not a curated record
UCUGCGUUCGAGACUUAAACUUGAUGAAACGAAAUGCAUGGUUUGUUAUUUCGACUUUUCGGGUAGAAUUUUUGGUUUUUUGAGUUUUGUUAAAAUUUGGAAAAAUUGGCCUCUGCUUUGAGUUUAUGGCUUUUAUUUUUGUUUAGAUUUUGAGUUUUGUUACAGUUUUAUUUGUUUGUUUUCCUUCAGUUGUCUUCACUUUUGUUAAAGCUUUGCUUUGGCCUCUGCUUUGUGUUUAUGGCAUUUUGGGUUAACUUUUGAGUUUUGUUACAGUGUGAGUUUUGUGUUUGCUUUAACUUGUUUUAGAUGCUGCAUUACCUUAAUGAUAGACUUGUUUUGGAUGCUGCAUUACCUUAUGCAAUUCUGAUACCUUACUUCUUGAAGAGUUCUGAUUUUUAUGUCGAGAAGAAGGGCAUUGAUUGGAACAAUGGUGCAUAUACCGAUAAAUCCCAUUCUGAUGCUUUGCAGAUUAAUCUGGUUAAUAAUGUUCCCCAACAGAUCAAAUGUGAUUGUGGUGCUUUUGUUGCUGGCUUUGCUGGGUAUUUCAUCCUUGGUAAAGAAAUUCCAAAGGAUAAUUUUGACAUUGAGACACUUCGCACCAGGUGGGGAUCUCUGUUAUGAGAUUAUGGAAAGAAAAAACAACAGUCUGGUGCAAUUAGUGAUGAUGAAGUCACAAGGAGACUUUUGAAGAAGAGGAAGAGGGAGCGACCAAGAAAGUAGUUCUGUUAUUUUCAUUUUACUGUAGUUUUUCUAUGUAUAAGGAGUUGUUGCCUAGUUUUGUAACUAUUCUGCUACUUGUGAGAUAACCUUAAAGGAUAUUAUAGAUGUUUUUUUAUUUUUUUUUUAUUUUUGUGUAAUUUGAGGCAGUCAUUACACAUUGUUGGUGUGAAUGAAUUACAUUUUAAUGAAUAUUUU